Messenger RNA from Magnolia sinica, 3584 nucleotides. RefSeq names its product protein unc-13 homolog. The record is from RefSeq and is a predicted model, not a curated record. Bases 208 to 3237 code for a protein of 1009 amino acids. The transcript has 5 exons. Lineage: Eukaryota; Viridiplantae; Streptophyta; Magnoliopsida; Magnoliales; Magnoliaceae.
AACCAGGUCGGUUUGUUUCAUGAGUUAGCUGUACCCGCACCCCUUCUUCGUUUUCGUCGACAGGCUCCGCUGUCAGAAACAAACCAAACGACCAAAACCACCUCUCUCGCUCUCUCUUUCUCUCUCUCGAAAAUUACAGAAUGCCGCGAGCCCCACCCAUGGCCACCGCCAUCUGACGACCGUCCCUCCCACCGCUGAGGAUCCGAGAUGGGCCACAACUCCCGCCGCGAGUCCCUCGCCUCGACGACAUCCUCGUCGUCCACGUGGCAGGCGGAUCCCAUCCCCGCCGACCCGGGCAUCGAAUGGCCCUUCGGGAAGGUGGAAUUUCUCGACCGCGAAGAUCUUAGGGAGACCGCGUACGAGGUGUUCUUCGCGGCUUGCCGAUCGUCGCCCGGGUUUGGCGGGAGGGGCGCGCUCUCUUACUAUCCGGCGCAGGAUAGCGGGGAGGGCGCUGGAAGGAACGGUAGCAGGAUGAAGAUGGCCAUGGGGCUGAAGACGACGAAGCGAGGGUCGCCGAGGCGGUCGUUGACGUGUCCGAGCUCGACCAAUGGGGUCGCGACAGCUGUCUCGCCGAGGGCGAAACGGGCAAUGACGCCGUCGGAAUUGAUGAGGCGGCAGAUGAGGAUGUCGGAGCAGAGCGAGAGCCGGCUUAGGAAGACGCUCAUGAGGAUGAUCGUUGGACAGAUGAGCCGGCGUGCAGAGACAAUCAUCCUCCCACUAGAGCUCCUCCGCCAUUUAAAACCAUCUGAAUUUGAAGGCACCCAUGAGUACUCCCACUGGCAACGGCGCCAGCUAAAAAUCAUGGAAGCAGGCAUCCUCCUGCACCCUUUGAUCCCCCUGGACCCAUCGAACGCUUCCGCAGUCCGUCUCCAUCAGAUCAUCCAAUCAAGCAAAUCGAAGAUCAUUGACACUAGCAAGAAUUCAGAAACCAUGAAAACGUUGUGCAAUUGUGUAAUGACACUAGCUUGGCGGGGCCCCAAUGGCACCGUCCCGGAAACGUGUCACUGGGCAGAUGGUUACCCAAUCAACCUCCACCUCUACAUCGCAAUCCUCCAGUCGGUCUUUGAUAUCAAGGAUGCGACCAUGGUCAUUGAUGAGAUCGACGAUCUUGUAGAGCUCAUGAAGAAGACAUGGUCCACCUUGGGCAUUACUAGGUUGAUACACAAUGUAUGUUUUUCAUGGGUACUCUUCCACCAGUUUGUUGCAACAGGCCUAGUGGAACAUGACCUCUUGUUUGCUUCUCUUACAAUUCUGGCGGAGGUUGCGAACGAUGCCAAGCGGGCCGAUAAGGAUAUCCUGUAUGGUAGGAUCCUCUCAUCAGCAUUGGCUUCAAUGCAAGGGUGGGCUGAAAAGAGAUUGCUCGAUUACCAUGGGAGCUUUCAGAAGAAUGCUGCCAAGUUGGUGGAGAACAUCCUCCCUUUAGCACUUUCGGCCACAAAGAUCUUAGACGAAAGUGUUUCAAGCAAUGGGGCAGCGCAGAGAGUCGCUUCACAGAUUCCAGAUCAUGCAGUUCCGGAUUCCACACGGAAUCGAGUUGAUUACUACAUAAGGUCAUCAUUGAGGAAAGCAUUUGCCAAGUCAUCACCAUCGUCUGCCAAUGAUCAACAGAUCUUGGAAGGUGGGAAUGCAAACAGCAGGGCCGUCCAAGUGGGUGAAGACACCAGCAAAGCUCUCCUCGCAUUGGCGAAAGAAACAGAGGAGUUGGCCUUGAGAGAGAAGGAGAAUUUCAGCCCUAUCCUUAGGAGGUGGCACCCCGUCGCAGCCGGGGUUGCCGCCGUGACCCUCCAUGAGUGCUAUGGGGCCGUGUUAAAGCAUUACCUUGGUGAGGUCUCCACCGCCAGUUACGAGGUGAUCCAGGUACUGCAGAUGGCCGGGAAGCUAGAGAAGGUCUUGGUUCAGAUGGUGGUGGAAGACUCUGUGGAUUGUGAGGACGGAGGAAAGACCAUCGUUAGAGAGAUGGUGCUGUACGAAGUCGAUUCUGUUAUUAUGGGCCUCAUGAGGGCGGGGAUAAACCAGAGAUUGAAGAUAGGGGAGGAGUGUCUUCACAUUGCUAAAGAAACUGAGACGUGGAACCCCAUGUCCAGAAAAGAGCCAUAUGCAGAGUCGGCGGUGGAGAUAAUGAAGAUGGCUAAUGGAAUUGCGGACAGCUUCUUUGAAAUGCCGGUACAAGGACCAUCUCGCAGAUUGAUUAAAGACAUUGCAGAUGGCUUACAAACCCUCCUGAGAGACUACAUUUCCUUUUCUGCAUCAUGUGCAUCAAAGCAAAGCUACAUCCCUGCACUUCCCCCUUUAACCAGAUGCAACCAAGAUUCCAAGAUCGUCCAGCUAUGGAGGAAGGCAAGCCAAUGGUGGGUGGGCACGGCCAGCUCAAGCGAUUCCAAUAAGAAUGGCUUAAGCAGCAACCACCAACCUCGACCACUGAUGAGCCGCGGGACACAACGUCUCUACAUCCGUCUCAACACCCUCCACUACCUCUUCUCCGAAGUCGACUCCCUUUACAAGUCCCUCUCUCCCAGCUCAACUCCCUCCCCUCUCACUGCCCGUUUUCCGAUCAGCCGCUGCAGCCUCAGUACCACCCCCUCCUUCGACCUCAUCCAGUCCUCCAUCCAGUCCGCCACCCAACACGUCUCCAAGGUCGCGGCCUUCCGCCUCAUCUUCCAUGACCUGCACACUGUCUUCUAUGAGAACCUCUACACAGGAAGCAUAACCAACACCCGCAUCCAGCCCACACUGCACCUCCUCAAGCAGAACCUCACGCUCCUAACCACAAUCCUCACCAAUCAGGCUCGGCCCCUUGCAGUGAUAGAGGUGAUGAAGGCUUCUUUUGAGGCCUUCUUGACUGUGUUGCUCGCAGGAGGGAGGUCCCGCACCUUCACAAGGUCUGACUACGAGAUAGUAGCAGAAGAUUUCAGGAGCCUGAAGCUUGCAUUUUGCACUUGCGGGGAAGGAUCCAUGGCAGAAGAGGUGGUGGAGAAGGAAGCAGAGGUGGCUGAGGGGGUGGUCGAAUUAAUGGGCCUAGGUUCAGAGCAGCUAGUUGAAGACUUCAGUAUCAUAGCAUGCGAGAUGAGUGGGCUUGGAAUAGGGGAAGGGUCAAAGCGGAAGGUGCCAAUGCCACCGACUACAGGAAGAUGGAACCAGGCCGACCCUAACACAAUCCUGAGAGUGUUGUGUCACAGGAAUGAUUCUGUGGCCAACAGCUUCCUGAAGAAGACAUUUCAAUUACCAAGGAGAAAAUGAAAACACUAAUCAGAAAAAGAUAAGAUGGAGAGGGCAUAGUUCUUAUACAUGGGAAUAGAGCACAAGCUUUCUCAAUUUGGUUGUGAUGAGGUCUUGUAUGGGGUUGGGAGUGUUUUGGUCUAUAUGCUUUCUCUUGGGUAGAAUGAUAGUUCGUUUCACAGGGUGACAGAUCCGGUGAAGCCAAGCCAGAAGAACCAGAAUACACUAGAUCCGUAGAUCCAUCUCUUCAGAGUAUGUGUCGCAGGGUAAUGUAUCAAUCCCAUCCAUUUCACACGACUCUUUAAGUGGAUUUCUUAUGUUUCAGAAAUGGAAACUAUUGGAAGAUCCUGUACAUCAUUUUUCUUCAA